AUGGAUUACACCUCCACGGAGUCUUUACAAGGCCGUGAGAUUUAUGUUUGGUAUGACAGAUUUAUUCUUUGAAACAAAAAUACAGUUUAUUCAUGUUUCUCCUAGUACAAAUGACUCACAAUUUAUGUUAGUCUACUAUGUGGUAAUUGUGAAAUCGGUCAGUUGGAAAAAUUUGUCUAUAAAUUUGUGUAGAAACAAAUUUCUGUUUCGGCGUACUUUUUUUAAUAUUAGAGUUCGGCGUUUGUAAAAAAAAUGGACAUGGAAAUGGAAGAUAUAAUGUGGAAACAAAUUUAUCAGAAAUUACAGGCACAAAAAAGUACUGAACAUGUACAAAGUGAACACGAACUCAGAAUUGUACAGGUGGACGGUGGAUUUUUCGAGAAAUGGGGCUCGUUAUUCAGAGAGCACGCCGAAUACGUGGCGGAAAAGGAAAAUUUGGAAAAGAAGAUAGUUGCCGAAGCGGCAGCGGAAAUUUCGCCUGAAAAAUUAAACGAAGAAAUCGAUUCGGAACAACCUCUACCAACUGUAGAAAGUGAUGAGGAUUCCGUUGUUUCGACGGAUUCAGAAGGAGAAACAGAAAAAGAUCAAUCAGAACUUAUAGCGGCGGCAUGGAAUAUAGACGAGCUCUAUCGCGAAAUCUUAUACGAAAUCCUUCAUAAUGUCGGUUGUGACGUCAACUGCGAAAUCGGCCAAACUUCGUUAUUUUUUUACGCCCAAGACGCUUUCAAAAUUUCCAACGACAAACACAGAUUACUCAUGGAAGAAGCCGAAAAAAAAGAAGCGCCAUCUCUCUUGAUUAACGUUGAGGUUAUCGAAGCAAAAGAUCUACGACCGAAAGAUUCGAAUGGAUUCAGCGAUCCGUUCGUCACGUUAUAUUUAGCAUCGAAUACAACUCACAGAUACAAUACGUCUGUCAAACCGAUGACGUUAAAUCCUAUUUGGGAAGAACAUUUCGCUUUACCGAUAAGUGAAAAUGCCUCUGAAGACACAUUAUGCUUAGAAGUUUGGGAUUUCGAUCCGGCUGAAUCGGUAAAAGAAAAACUCGGGAAAGUGUUUGACGUGAAGGGUCUUAAAGGGAUGAGGAAGUUGGUUAAAGAAAUCGCUGUGACAGCCACGUCUGGACAACACGAAAACGAAUUAAUUGGAAAAGCACAAGUCCCGUUAAGCGCGAUUCCAGCUUCGGGUAUGACAAUGUGGUACAGUUUGGACAAAAAAAACAAAUUAGCGCGCCAAGGUGUAUUGAAAGUUAGGUUAUCGUUCAGUUCGGAAAAAAAUAAUCAAGUAGCCGAACAAGAAUACAGACACCUGUUGAGGAUAAUUCUAUUACACGAGUUAGAAACGUCCAAGGUAGCGCCCCAUUGGUGGUGUGGUUCGUUCACUCCCCAAGGUAAUCAGUUACUCACCCAACACAUCGCGCAAUCUCGCAUCACCCCCACCGAAGCGUACGUUUGUCAGUAUUGCGUUUUCGCGGGUGUUCAUCACAAUCACGCUUUGAGUUUCGCGCUAUUCGCUAAUCUUCUGGAUAAACUCGUCAAACCCAUACAAACCGGCGGGGUUUCCGAAGAGGACGUCAAGUUAUUUUGGGACGCCACGAAAAAACUGCUUCCCUCUAGCUUCGCCGUUAUCAGGAAGAUCCGGAAGAAAAACGUCAACGAAAAAACGAAAAUGAAACAAGUCACCGAGGUAUUGAAAAUACUCCGACACGUUAUUUCGUUGGAACCUCCUCCAUCUCUAGAUCUAUUUCCGGUCGUUAGUUACCCUUGGAUAAGUUAUCGAGGUGACGAGCCGAAUAACGACAUCGCGUCGACUUUGAACGAUGCCGUCACGCAGGGCGCUAACGAUUGGUUGAAUCACAUUUUAGAUAAUAACAAGCUACCCGAUGUAUCGGAUGUGACAAAGAUGCAAAAUAUGAUACAAAUCAUCAAUUUGAUCAGGAGCGAUCUUCAAAAAUCGAUCGAGUUCUAUGAUAAACUGUUUCAAGAGACUGUGAAUUUUCAAUACGCCAAAGCGAUUUACGUAUUUUACCAAGCGAAAUUAUCCUCAAUAUGCGAACCGGAAGUACGAGAAAUCUGUAAAAGUAUGAAACAACUCAACUACCCCGGGUAUAAUACCCAAUCUACCAUAAACGACGCUGUAGAUCCUUUAUUAGAAGGCACUUCAUUGUUCGAAUUGUACUUGGCUAUUCAACGAUUCGCUACACUCGGUGUCGGUUUAUGUCCGGCCGAUUGUGAUAGUUUUCAUAUAAAAAAUUUCCACAAUUGGUUCCACGACGGGGUGGCUCGGUGGUUGGACGUCGCCGUUUUUAAAGCUUUACAGCGGAUUGAAAAAGCCGUGGAAUUGGAUCAGUUGGUGCACGUUGAUCAUAACGUUCAAUACAGUUCUUCCGCCGUUGAUACCUUGACGAUAUUCUACCAGGUGAAAGUUUUCUGGGAACAGCUGAAUUGGCCGGACGUAGAAAGUUGUUAUAGUUUCAUAGCGAAAAUUAUCGACGAUAUAUGUAGAUGUUCGGUUUUUUACGCUGACAAAAUGGCGGCUAGGGUAGAAGGUCUCGGCGAUACUACAGACGUUUACGAAAAAAAAUUCGAAGUAACCAACGAAUGGUGUUUGGCCAUCAACAACAUCGAUUACGUCAGAGAAACGCUCGAACCUUUUACCAGAGAUCUUGGAAUGACGGAAGUGAUAAGGAAAAUCGGCGAAAUUAAAAGUCCGGUCGACGCCCAAAGGUGCGAACGCACUUUGGAUAACGUCAUUGCCAAUGCCGUCGAUACCGUCAAAAACAAAAUCAUCGAAUUAUUGGAAAUCGUCGUCAAAAAGAUGGCGCCGUCUAUGAAACGUUUACUGAUAGAGGGCGCGGAAUUGUGCGAGCAGGACUGUAACAGUAUCGAUCGUUUGAUGAUGUACGUCGAUAAUAAUUUGAGUACUUUGAAUAGAGAAUUGAACGAGGAGAAUUUCAAUAGGACUUUGGAGUUGGUUUGGGACAUGUUGGCCGAAACAUUGGACGAGAUAAUACAGACUAACAUAGACAAACGUCGACCCCCUUCGUUUUUCGCGAAUCUUCAUAAAACUUUGAAUCUAAUGUUGGGUUCGUUCAAAAAUCCCGACGAUUGCACCAAUUGCGACGCACUGAAAAGAACUGAGGAUGUUUUACGAGUUUACGGACUAGAAACGUCGGAUUUGAUACACGAGGUUCACAAAAACCUGCAUAAAAAAUUUCAGUCAGCCGCCGCUGAUUCGCCUUUAGGGCAACUCACCGUAAUAGCCAAAUUUUCCGAUACAACCCUAUCCGUAAAAGUACUAAACGGCCGAAAUCUUCUCGCAAUGGACUCGAACGGUUCCUGCGAUUCGUUCGUAAGGAUCCAUCUGCUACCCGAACACAAAUUCGUCGGAAUCGACAAACCGAAGACGAAAACCCACAACCGGAAUCAGUUUCCUCUAUACGACGAAGAAUUCACUUUUGACCUGAGCUGCGACCAAAGGCAGAUACACGACGGUCUGAUUUUGUUCAGCGUCAAAGACAAGGAUCUGUUGGGAUACAAUAACCAGUACAUCGGGGAGGCUUUUUUGUCCUUUAGUGACCUAAAGGAUACUACCGAGUAUAUUUCCGGGUUGCCGCAAGUACAGUUGCAGCUUAAUAGACCGACUGAACAAAUUUUAUCAAGUUUAGAAAUACGAGCCUUGGAACAUAGACAGGGUGAUAAACAGGCUAAAGACUUUUUAAAAAAAAUUAGACAAAGAAUGGGGUCAUGAUCUUUACUCAACAGACUGCUAAAUUUUAGGUUCACAGGUUUUAGAAGAGACAGAGUCACUCCCAUUUUUCGAAUUUAACCGCCAAAUUAUUUUAGAUUUAUCGUUUUUUU
Molecule: messenger RNA, 3857 nt
Organism: Diorhabda sublineata
Lineage: Eukaryota; Metazoa; Arthropoda; Insecta; Coleoptera; Chrysomelidae
Gene: stac
Product: protein unc-13 homolog 4B
Exons: 17
Coding region: 253-3747 (1164 amino acids)
Source: RefSeq, a predicted model, not a curated record